Messenger RNA from Oryza brachyantha (malo sina), 2424 nucleotides. RefSeq names its product forkhead box protein D1-like. Gene Ontology annotation, cellular component: plasma membrane. The record is from RefSeq and is a predicted model, not a curated record. The transcript has 2 exons. NCBI's taxonomy places the organism in Eukaryota, Viridiplantae, Streptophyta, Magnoliopsida, Poales, Poaceae. The coding region runs from base 113 to 979 and encodes 288 amino acids.
AAAUUGAUUGCUCCCUUCUUCUCCCCCUCGACUCCACUGGACUAGACUAGACUAGAUCCAUCGCCAUCGCCAUCGCCAUCGCCGGAUCGAUCGGACUCCACCGCCGCCGCCGAUGCAUCCCUCCUCCUCCUCCGCCGCCGCCGCCCACCCGCCCGAUCGCCCCGGCCCCAAGUCCCCGCCGCCUCCGCCCCACGCCAUGGGGUACCCGGCCAACCACGCGCCACCUCCCCCCUCCUCCAACGCCGCCGCCUACCCCGCCGCCAACGGCACGGCGGCCUUCGGCGUCGCCUACCCGUACCCGGCCCCGCACCCGCCGCCGCACGCCUACCACCCGCACUACCCGCCUCCGCCGCCGCCGCCGCAUCCGCACCACCACCCCUACCCGCCGCACCCGCCUCCGCCCACCUGCGUCCGCCGCCUCCUCGGCCUCGUCGUCGCCGCCUUCCUCCUCCUCGGCGCCGCCACCUUCAUCGUCUGGCUGCUGCUCCGCCCGCGCGUCCCGGCCUUCUCCCUCGCGUCGCUCAGCCUCUCCCGCGUCAACUACUCCGCCGCCAACUCCUCCCUCUCCGCCUCCUUCGACGCCGCCCUCCUCGCCGCCAACCCCAACUCCAAGCUCACCGUCACCUACUUCUCCCCGCUCGCCUCCGUCUCCCUCGCCCCUUCCUCUCCCAUCGCCGUCGCCACGCUUCCCCCCUUCGCGCAGCCGCCCCGCAACACCACUACGCUCGCCUUCCGCCUCGAGGUCGACGGGGCCUACGUCGGCUCCGACGACGCGGCUCCUCUCAAGGGCGGGGGCGUCGGCACCAUGCAGGUCCAGGUUAGGCUCGCCGCGGUCGCCGUCUUCGACCGGGGCGGCUGGCGCACGCGCCGGAGGGUCAUGAGGGUCAUGUGCGACGGCGUGCCCGUCACUUUCCACGGCAAGAAUGGGACGGAGGCGGCGUUCAAUGGCCCUGCCCGCCGCUGCGACGUACUCUUGUGAAGGAGUAGGAACAACCGUGUGGUGUGGCCGGAUAUGUAAUUAUAUUGAGGAGGUUUAAAGUUGAUCAGGAUUUCAAAACUUGGCCGUUGCAACCUUGUUCUGGAUUUGAUGAGCUUGACUUAGAUUUUGUUUGUACUUAUUUCCACGGGGUCUUCUAACUCACAAGUCAAAGUACUCCCUGUUUGGUCGUUGAAGUUGAAUAUAGAAAUGAAACGGCACUAUGGUAUGGGUCAAUUCGAAGGAGAAUCACUGUGCUAAUCUUAGGGCAAUGUAUGACAGCUUGGUUGUGAGUAUUGCACCUCCAGGCCAAUAUAUGUAGGGUGAUUAACGUUGUGUUUACCUACAUCCAAAGUUAGUAAAUGGAAAUCUGGCAGAACUAUAUAGCAUGGAAUCAUCCCUUUUGUAUUUUUAUAUGUUUGUGAGCAUUUCUUUCAAAGGAAUGAGAUUUGUCUAUGCACAGCUGUAUGAUUAACUUAUUUGUUUGUUUGUGCACAUCUAUGUGAAUAGAGAGCACCAUUUCUUGCGAGAUAUGCAUGUUAUAAAGCUGUCAUAUUGGUAUGUAUAUUCUCUGACUCACGGUGGAAAGCUAAGCUGAAAUGAGUGAAACAAUGUAUUCCAGGGAUACUUGCUCAAUUGGAGUCUUGUAUUAACAUGCUUCAAUCUGAAAAACAUGGAAAACAAAAGGAACAAUACCCUUACAUCACAGUUCCCUUGAUUGUGGGAACUGAGUAAUAAGAGUAAAUAAGCAUGAGUCGAGUUACCAAGUUUAUCUCUAUCAUGGUAUUGCAUGUUUAUGUUAUUGAGAUAUGAUAGCACAUUGUGACUGAGUCAUUGCUGCCACACAUUUUGGGCAGACAUGUUUUCAGUUUAGAUUCUGAUGUUUACAUGUUAGAAGUUGCAAGAUUUCCCAAAGUAUUGAUUGUUACACCCAGAUGAGUUUGCAAGCCCAUGGUGGUUGUCCACACGAGCACACUGAUAGUGCAUGAUAUGAAAAUUUAGCUGUGAGUUUGCAUUAAUAGUCUUGCAAAUCUACAAAAAUGAAUUCAAAUAUUUGUGUUUUUUCUUCUAUGCAUCUUCCCGGAAACAUAGACUGAUGCCAUUUGUGGACUAUGUUUGUUGUUAAUCAUGUUUACUGCUGUUAGGGAGUAAUAUGAUUCAUUGCCUAGCUGCUAUGUUGCAACCCUGGAUACCUUAUGCAACUAGUGUUUUGAAUUUUUUUUACCACUGCCUUCCGUUGUUACAAUUGGCAUCUGUCGUGACCAUAACCUUUGGAAUACAAUAUGUGUAUAGCAAAUCCUAGUUUUUUUUUAAUAUAACACUAUUGUAGAUUGUAUACGCUGGGUUAAAAAAAAUAGUAUUGUUACCUUGUCACGUGAUUCGGUUUUAUUUAGUAUUUAUACUCAGUGUAUGAUAGAACUUCUGGAAUUCUGGACCAAGUUAACUGU